Anopheles aquasalis is the source of this 6094-nucleotide messenger RNA. RefSeq names its product ephrin. Gene Ontology annotation, biological process: axon guidance; ephrin receptor signaling pathway. Gene Ontology annotation, cellular component: plasma membrane. The record is from RefSeq and is a predicted model, not a curated record. NCBI's taxonomy places the organism in Eukaryota, Metazoa, Arthropoda, Insecta, Diptera, Culicidae. Gene Ontology annotation, molecular function: ephrin receptor binding.
GCACGUACCUCGCGCGCUCGACGGAAACGCGCAGCGCUGGCCAAGACAACACACAAGAGACGCGAAACAGAGUGACAAGAGUGAAGAUUCCCGGUGGUUCUGUGCAGUGUUGUGGUUUCGUGAAGAGACAACAAAACGCGUGGCGGUCGACCAUCAUCCCCAUAUCUCGGAUACGCACGCCCGUGUACCGCCGGCAGUUUGAACUUGAACUCUCGUGUGCGCGCGUACAUUCCGCGGAGUGCGUCACGGAGGAAUUAAAAAAGCAAAGCAACCCGCGGUCGCCGUCUGGCACGUUUCGGUUGACUGGCAAUCGUGUCGCGGGCUACUACGAGCUUGCGAGUUUCAGUUUUUGGUGUACUGAGCGAUCGAGAGUGCGGUGCACGGUCGUUGUUUUAGUUGUCUUCGAAGACGACGGCAAAGAAUUCGGUCGUAACAAGCCAGCACCCCGCGUGCUGUGCCUCCACUUUCUAUCGUGCAUUCGUGCGUGCGUGCGUUCGUGCUAUUCGGUGAGAUUAGCCUUAACGUUUUUGGUGGGCCCUGCGGCUUGCGUAGAGAUUUCGAAACGAACGCGCCUCCUUCGACCGUGAGAAACGAGCUAGACGAAGAAGAGCUCUCCGUGUGCCGCUUGUGGGGUGUUUGGCGUGAAAAAUUGGAUUUUCGUCGUUCUCUUCUUGCUGUUCUCGACUCGCGCGCGCACCCCCCACCCCGAUGGUGGUGCUGGUGGUUAGUGAUUUCUCUUUCGUCGUUCUUGUAAAGCUGAUCAUUCACGCGACGCGACUGUGACGACGACGGUGAAGAAGGGGCUCCCUCGCGUCUAAUCUUCCGCGCGGCCCAGCAUCACCCAUCCGAGAUCGCCUUCUCGAGAUCGUUGCUGACGAGCGUGAAGCAGAAAGAAGAGGAAGAAGAAGCAGAAAAGGCAGAAUAAGAGAAGGCGGAAAGCGUGAAAGCGAAUGGAAGGGAAUUAAAGAGGAGAGGCACAAGAAAGAAAGAAAGAAAAGAGAACCCGCAAGGGAAGAACCAAAAAGAACGACGUCGAUCGACCACGACCACGACGUCCGACGUAAAAGGAAAACACGCCAAGUUGGAUCCGUGGAGGAGGAGCAGUGGGGGGAAGGUAUCGCAACAUCCUCAUCACAGACACACACUCGUACACACGUGCACGCACGUUUACUUUGUGCGCCGUGUGCUGACCGUUUGCGUGAAGUGUGGGUGCCCGAAAAAACGGAGGAAAACGACGCGCGGUGCAAAUGAUUUAUGGUGCUCUCGGUGCGUAACGCCAGCGGUUCUACAAUCAUACACCGCACUGUAGCCCGUGGGUCACAGUGCGUGCGAUACAACAAGUACAGUGCUGGUGCAACAGGGAGGAUCUGGUGUGCCUUCUUUCUACAAGAUCUGAAACGGCGAUCCUGCCAAAGAAGGAAGGAAAACACGAAACGUGAAACCGGAAAACGCACUGCCCACAGUGCUGCCAGAGUGUGCGAGAGAGAGAGAGAGAGAGAGAGAGGGAGAAAGAGAGCAGUGUAUCUGGUGUGUAAGUGAGAAGGCUCUCGGAAAGGAUGCAAAAGAAGGAGUGUGGUGCGGUGGUUACUUCGAUCGAAGAAUAAUCAUCCUGCCGCUACGCUACGGGAAAACGCGUCCGCGCUCGCGCUCCCACUGGUGUAUGUGUGCUGCUGUGUACGUGUACCCCUCUGUGUGUGUGUGCGUGCGUUUUCGAUCGAGUAGUCCUCAACGUCGUCCUGCGGGAGAGAUGAAUGGUUGCUGUUGUUGUUGAUGCUCGUGGCGACGACGAGCACGGAAACCCCCCGCUGCUGGGGGUGGGUGUUACGCGUGGAAAUAAGUGGUGUCUGUGCUCGAGUGCAUGAGUGUGUACGCGAACGGAGAGCCUAAAGCGGGGGUCGUAAAAAAAGAAAAUGGUCGAAAAUAUUUGAGUGUGUAUUACCUCCUCCACCGCGCAGGUACGAGGGUGCGAUUGUGUGGCAGAAGCGGCAAGACGGGGGAAAUUACAUCAAGUGAUUACCAACGGCAGCAGGGGCCGGUCUGGCAGGCGUGCUGGGUGCGUGCAAGCAUAAGCAAAGCAUAUAAUAUUACGGCCACAGAGUAGAGCGUGAAGAAGAAGAAGAAGCGCGAUGGCAGCAGCAGUAGCCUAAAGGAAUGCCUUGCUGCACAGCAGGCUCUGAUAUCUGGUGUUUUGGUGUCGGUGGUGCUCUUCUUUGGUGUCCGUGGUACCCGUGUUGUGUGUCGUGUGCGCGUUAUCUCAUCCGGCGUCGGUGAAGGAAACAGAUUAGAGAAUUAUCAACAACACCACAACAACAACAACAACAACGAAAAGUGCGUUGGCGAAAAUUAAUCUCAUUCCAAACAUCCAUACGUGCGAGCGUGCGUGCGCGUGUGUGCCGGGUAAUUUAUCGUUCCCCGUCGGCGCCGGGUUUUUGAUUUUUAUUGCCAACCGAGCAGAAACCGGAAAAGUGAAACGCAUAAAUCUUGGCACCGGCGGUACCGUGCAACAAACCAUAGCCUGCUGGAAUCACACACAUCUGGGGACCCCCAGCGUUCGAUUUCGAACUGGAACUUUAUGCCGCGCAGCGAUUCGCGUUCGAUUUGUGCGGUCGUCGACUACUAAUCUGUGGCGCGAUGUGCGUGCGUUGCGCAUGGUGAGCAGGUCAGCUUGUGCCAGCCCAGGAAAAAAGUGUCAACAAAGCGAAGCGAGAGAAGAAACAUUUCGGGGUGGUUCGACAGUCAAUUUCGGUGCAGAAAAGAGAGAGACACACAGUGUUCCCCGUUCCGACCACCACUGCCAAGGCGGACGGCAGGAAAACAGAUGCUGGCAAGAUGAAACGACGAAAUUUACAUCACAGUGGAAGUGGCAGCAGCAGCAGCAGCAGCAGGCACGGCUCCUUCGAUCACAGCAAAAUGCGAUCGAAAGGCAGCAGCAGCGGCAGUAACAGUGACAGUAGCAGCAGUGCGUGCGGUGCGAGAUGUAGAACAACAAAUACCGGUCGACGGUGGUGGCGACGACCAACAACGACAGUGGCAGCACUCCGGCAUCGUAGCAGUAGUAGUAAAACUAGCAGUAGUCAUAGCAACCACCACCAGCCGGAGCAGCAACAGCAAACUGCCGGCAACAGUAGCCUAACGACAAAGCGCCGACGGUACCGGAACGUUAGUGCCCGGUUACGGUGCUGCCUGCCCGGCAUCGGUAGCAGUUCGACGCUGACGAUCGCGCUUGUGAUCGCGGUCCAGCUGCUCGCCCUGCAACCGACCGUGCUGCACUGUGCCAAAACGUUCUACAUGCACUGGAACACGACGAACAGUAUCUUCCGGAUCGACAACACGGAUCACAUCAUCGACGUGAACAAGGGCAACGCACAGUUCGAGUACGAUCAGGUGCAUAUCAUCUGCCCGGUGUACGAGCCGGGUACGUUCGACAACGAGACGGAAAAGUACAUCAUCUACAACGUGUCGAAGGUGGAGUACGAGACGUGCCGGAUUACGAACCACGAUCCGCGCAUCAUCGCGAUCUGCGACAAACCGAACAAGCUGAUGUUCUUCACCAUCACCUUCCGACCGUUCACACCGCAACCGGGCGGUCUCGAGUUCCUACCGGGCAACGAUUACUACUUCAUCUCGACCUCGUCCAAGGACGAUCUGCAUAGGCGGAUAGGGGGGCGCUGUACCACCGACAACAUGAAGGUCGUCUUUAAGGUGUGCUGCGGUGAUGAUCAGCAGUCGCACCAUGGCCACCUACCCUCGAAUGGCACCGUUAUCGGAGGAGGAGGUAGUGGAGUGGAUGGUGGAACCGCUGCUGCCGGUGGUGGUGGUGGUGGUGCCGGGACCAACAACACCAUCUCGAUCGAUGCGUUCGAUCCGAACUCGCGGCUCCUGCCACCGGCCAUCAACACGAGCCAGGGAAAUAUCGUGCAGAACACGGUCAACUGGCCGGUGUGGGGUGAUGGCGGUAACCAGGGCAACAACAACAAUGGUGGCCACCCACAGCAACCGCACCAAACGAACCAGCAUCUGCCAGGGCACGGUGGUGGCCACCCGGGGCGACCGGGGCUUGCCGUGCCACCGAUCGGUGCCAACGGGCGCCACAAUCAUCACUACACCGCUUCACCGCCGCGCACCUCGAUGCCCGGUGGGGGUGGCAGUGGAGGUGGUGGCAAUGGGGGCGCGUACGGUAAUAGUAACAUUAAUAAUCAUAACUACAACAUAAACAGUCCACCGUCCAAUGCACACCCGGGCAGUAAGCCAACGAAGAAGACGAAGGAGUACGACAAGCAGCACCCGAACGAGGUGGUAAAGAACGAGGAGCUGACGUACAACAAUGGCGGUGGCCGGUUGGGCGGUAUGGUGGCAGCGCACGGUUCCCGAUCGCACCAUGCCCUCCUCGCCUGUACCUGCCUCCUGCUGCUCCUACUGUCCUCGUGCUCCUCUUUCUCCUUGAUCGGAUCGGGGGGAUCGUCGUCGUCGUCCUGGAGCAGAAGGCAGCAGCUCCGGCCCGGCAGCUGAGGGAAGCCAUCAUCGUCGUCGAUCGAGAGGAAGAGUUGCGGUUGCAGAACCGCAGGGAGCAGAAGGUGGAGGGACAGGAGCAAAAGCAGCCGAGGGAUCGAGGAAUGGCGGCAUGAUGGUGGUGCACGCAGGCGAUGCACCUCAUCGUCCUCGUCGUCCGUGAUGAUCGUCGUCUGAAGAGGUGAUGUCCCGUGUAUUCCCGGUAUACGUCCUCCCACCACCAUCACCAACCAACCACCCUUCUCUUCCUCUCCAUCUCGUCUGAUGUGUUGUUUUGUCCUCGGUGAGCGUCCUGGUACGCCCUCGGCGGGUGUUCCAUGCGACAUGGAACCGCGAUCGUGGGUCCCAGAUCAAAUAGUCAUAAACAGGAGCGAGGAGAGAAGGAGCGUUUUUUUUUCUAGGGGGACACUAACCACUACCACCACCACCAGAACGGCGUGAACGUACUAAGCGCGAAAGAUAUUCUUAUACAUAUAACUUGUAGGAUAAUUGAAAAUACCCCGCGCCAUCCACCCCUUUCGCUGAUGAUCGCGAUCGUCAUCGGUGAUUUUUCGUGGUGGUGGUGGUGGUGGCAGUAGCUCCCGAAACAAUGUGUAGUCCUGUAGUAGAGCGAGAGUGAUAUUAAUUUAAAUGAAACAAAUGGAAAACAAAACUAAUUCGCGAUAAAGUAAAAAAUCGGGGAACGCACCCUCCGCGCACCCCACUUAGAAGUGGGGGUGGGGCGGGGAAAUGUAGGAAAACUGUCUGUAUAAACAAAAACUGGAAGAAAGAGAAGGAAAAAACGGCGCGAAAAAUGGAUGGAUGGAAGAGGAAACUACUGACUAAGAAUCGGAAAAACGGAAAAAGAGGAAAACAGAAAAGGAAAAAAGAAAACUUGGAAAACGCCUAGAAAACAACAUUUAACCAAAAAACCAAUUGGCCUCGAAUAAUGAACAAGAAGAAUACAAUAAGAAAGCGAAGCGAAAAGGAACGUUGUGGAACGAUUGCGACGCGGUGGUAACACUUUGAUUAGAAUCCUGUCCACCUCCUGUACCCGUUCGCUCUCCAUUCCACCAUCAUCAGGUGGUGGAGGGAAGGGGAAGCUAGUGGGAUGGGAGGGACAGGAAAAAGAAAAAGAAACACAACAAGACUGACCUAAGAUCGCGCAGAAGAGGGCGCAUUCCUGCGCAAACCGCACCCGCACUCUAGCCAUUAUUCUGAGCAAGCUUUGAACUUGGUAAUGACGUCACAGCGAGAAAGAGAGAGAUAGAGAGAGAGAGAGAAAGAGAGGGCGACAGUAUCAUACACAGUAUAUGUAAUAGCGUUAGCCAGCUAGCCAGCCACCUAGCCAGCCACAGGUUUAUGAGUUGUCCUCAUAUCACACUUUCUUCUUAUCACACCACCACCCACCCACCCACCCACCCACACAGAAGUACAUACAUAACACAGUCAAUAGUCAGUACGAGCUCCGUGAGCAGCGAGAGCCGCCGCGAAAUAGGUUUAAAUGCGUGAGUUUGUGUUUCACAUAAGACCCCAGCAAGCAAGCAAGCAAGCAAAUCAGCGUUCUUAUCAGCAAUAUUCGAACCAACCGGAUUAACAACCCCUC